Pogoniulus pusillus (Red-fronted tinkerbird) is the source of this 3992-nucleotide messenger RNA. It is a transcript of the gene BBS12, whose product is annotated as Bardet-Biedl syndrome 12. The record is from RefSeq and is a predicted model, not a curated record. Gene Ontology annotation, biological process: photoreceptor cell maintenance; chaperone-mediated protein complex assembly. The transcript has a single exon. NCBI's taxonomy places the organism in Eukaryota, Metazoa, Chordata, Aves, Piciformes, Lybiidae. Bases 642 to 2837 code for a protein of 731 amino acids.
AUUCUGGUGUGUAUACUUCUUCAUUCAAAAAAGAAAAAAAAGCUUUAGUUUAAUCCCUGUGGUCUGCCACAGGACUGUGGUGUGGAAGAGAUUUCAAGGGAAAGAAGGUUUUUUUUUUGACAUGUUAAAACUCAGUGGUAGAUGAAGACUUUAAAGUCUUGGCAGUUUGCUUUGUGAGGUAUGAAGAAGCGGCAUUCUUUUCAUGCAUCUUCAGUGAAGUACUGCUGCUUGCUCGGUGGAAUAAAGAAUUGGAAUAAAAUAAGUUUAUGUUUUUCCAGAUUUGAAGGUUAGAGGCAGUGAUGUGACUAUUGGAACCAAAAAAUGGAUCUGUACAGAGCACUUGUUUGGCACAUGGUUUUCCAUUCUGCUCCAAUAGACUUCUCUCCCAAGUAAAACAAAUAACUGAAAUUCCAAAUAGGAAAUCAGGAGGGAAAUGGUAGUUUUGCACCAUCUGUAUUGCUUCAUGUUUAAGGAAUCACAGCACUUCUCACCAUGCAUUUCUUGUGUAGUGAAUGUGCCAGCAAUUAAAAAUUCCAUGGUAUGUCAGCAAUGCACCACUUCCGAAACUGUGCACAGGAUGAAGAACUGUUCUGUUCAGAGAGCCUCCCAGGAGAGCAGUAUUCAGUGUUGAUCUGUUGGCGAUGCCCAUUCAGGACUGCCUUAAGGAUGGGGCAAUAAGUUUGUGUUCUCUUCACAGAUGCUGCCUGCUGCCCAUGGCUUUCAGGGAUGUGAAUGCAAGAAGACAUAUUGGACUUCAGCAGCUUUCAUCCUUAGCCCUAGCUGGAAGAACAUUACUGGGGCCAAUGAAAUCAUGUAAAUUCAUUGUGGAUGAAAGCACCAACCAAAGCACAUUGAUUUGCUCUGCUUUUAGACUGAUUGAAAGUUUGGAUUUAACCAGUGCUGCUGGACAGCUUCUAAAUGAAACCAUUCAGGCACAUAACAAAGAGUUUAAGACUGGGAUGAGUACCCUAUGUUUUCUUGCUGGUGCGUGGAGCAGUGCUGUGCUGGAGUGCCUCCAGCAGAAUGUUCCUGUUUCAGCAAUAGUAUCUGUGAUGUCUGAAGGAUUGAACUCUUGCUGUGAGAGAGUCCAAUGUCUUCAAAGAUCAAUACAUGAUGUCAGUAAAGAGCUGUGUCCUAGCAGCUUUCAAAGCAAAGCUUGCCAAAUCGGAUGUGGCAGUCGUCUAAAUCUUCAGAUUUCCUGCUAUUUUCAAAAAGAGAUUUCUGCACCAGAAAAAGUUUCAAUAAACUCUCAUUCCCAUCGAGAAGGUAAUUGUAAUUUUGACAAGCAUCUGGCCUCGCCUUUGGCAGACUUUGGUUCAGUGGCAUCUUUUGUCAAACCAUCAGGUGACAAAAGUACAUCUCUGAUUUCUGGAGGUAGUGUUAUCAUCUCUGGCUAUAACAAACAAAAGUUAACUCAUAGCAGAUACUUCAGCACUCUAGGAAAAAGCCAUUUUUCAAGUCAGCAGGGUACUUUUGAAGGAUACCUUUCAGGGUCGUCAGCAUAUCCAUGUCAACGUUCUGGUUUAGGACACUUGGCGGUAGCCCUGAGCCAUGGAAAUGAGACUAGUGUGAAACUGCUUGAGAGCAUCAUUGCAUAUCAGCAUGAGCGAGCAGAAUACAGUGGCUCUUCUCAGUUUAAUGUUGCAGAAAUUGUGACAUGCUGUUUACUGGGCUUACCUGAAAGCUAUUCUUGUGUCUCCCUGGGCUUUGUCACAUUAGUAUCACCGGAACAAGCCACAGUUGUCAAACACUUUGAAGACAAACCCCUUCGGAUUCUGCUAAUGGAUGGUGACCUCUCUGAACAAUAUCGUCACUUAGGUUUUAAUAGAUCAUGUAAUGUAAGGACCAUAUUGGAGAGCCCUAGCCUACAGGAAGGCAGAGCAGGAGAUUGGUGGCUAAGCAGUAUGUUAGAUAUUCUGAUAAGCUUUGAAGUAAACAUGGUUUUGGUCAAAGGAAACGUGUGUGAAAACUUAAUGGAAAGGUGUGUAGCAAACAGCAUCUUGGUAAUUGGUUCUGUGACUUGGGAUGUGUUACGUGCCUUUGGCAAGGCCACCAGUGCCCAGCCAGUGACAUACCUCACCCAGCUGAAUGCUGCAUGUGUGGGCAGUGGGGCCCAAGUGGAGCUGUGGAAGGCCUGUGAUGGGCGUGCAGUGGAUCUGGGUGAGCUUGUGCCAGUCAGGGUGAAAGCAGAAGGAACUGGCCUGCUCACAGCUGUACUUUCCACUACUGUGGCUUCGAAGGUGCAGCUCAUUGAAGAUCAGUUCUGGACUUUAGUGUAUCGACUCCAUCAUGCUUUAAAUGACAAGAAGGUUUUUCUUGGUGGUGGUGCAGUGGAGCUCUUGUGCCUUAGUCACAUUCAAAUGCUUGCAGAACAGCCAUCACAGCCAGCCAGCAGAGACAUGGUGAAAGAGUUUCCUAGCCCUUGGCUGGCAGCAGCUGGGGUGGAGUACAGAUCAGUUGUGCUCCAAGCAUUAGCAGGUGGCUGGAAGCACUAUCUUUCAGCUGUUUUGUGCAAUGCUGCAGAAGCUGCAUCUGAGUUGGAAGCCUGCACUGCAAUUGAUCGUCACCUCAAAAAAGCAGCUGACUGUGGCUCUCCCUCAGCCUAUAUACUGCAAGAGUUUAAAAGAGGUGCUUUUGUCAUGGGUGGUUCUGGUCCUUUUGCUGACUGUGGAGAGGGUUUAAAGGUGUAUGAUAAUGUUACAGCCAAGAUGGAAGCAUGGCGGAGAGCUCUAGACUUGGUGCUACUGGUGCUUCAAACAGAUGCUGAAAUUAUCACAGGUCCCAAAAGGAAUCAGCUGUUGAACUCGUAUGAGUCAAGUGAAUUUAUGUUUCUGUAGGACUUGCAGGCUUUAUUUGUAAGUCUAGGAGUCAGUGAAGGAAGUCCAAGUCCAACCUACAUUUCUUCACAGUUUAUAAAGCAAACAUUCAAGUAUGAUCGAUCAGGACUUCAGAGUGCAACACCAGAAAUCAGAACUUGAGAUAGUCACAAGGUAGAUAAAUCUUCCCAUUUCUAGAAAUAAGAGUUAAGAAAUAUCACUUUGGGGCUUACCUCUAACCCCAGCAGUGAGUUUUUAAGUGAUGGUAUUGUCUGGAUGAAUGGAUAAAUCCAGUCAAACUGACUAACCUUACUUAGCAAAGGAGAUGAGCAGUGUUUUUUCAGUGCAACGAAAAGCAUUUUAUUGGGUACAUGGUGAGUCUAAUUAGAAGAAUGCUUGAUACCUUGGAUACACUUAUGUUCUGAACAUGCACUGUCUGUACAAGAUAGUUGGACUUGUGUUCUGUAAAUUCUUGUUUAAUGCCUUCUAAAGUAGGGUGGAGAUUUCUUAAGUACCAUUGGUAUACUUGUGUUCAAUGAAAGAAUAUACAUAAUGUAAUUAAUUUUUCAUUGAUAUCUUCCUCUUAAUUUCUGAAUGUUGCAAAUGUAAGAGUUGCACUUGCAAUAAUUUAUGAGAUUGUCGUAGUAGAUUCUACUUUUCUGUAUUUGUAUGGGCAAUAUGUCUCCUAUUUUCAAAUACAUAUCCUUUGGGAUUUCUCCUGUUGUGACAUAAAUUCGAGCUGAAUCUUCCCUUUGAUGUUUCUACACAAAGUGUUCUUUUACAUUGCCAGUCGCAGUUUUAGAUGAUUUGCUUUGAGCUCUUUUACCUAUACUUGGAGAGGUCAAAACAUUGUGUUUUAGCUGCUGUCUAAAAACUGUAAACAAGUCAAUCGUGGUGAUUGAUGCAAGGCAUUUUUACUGUGCUUCAGCACUUAACAUUUGAGAGCAGAGCCACAGAGAACUGGCACUUUGUUGCAAGACAGGGCUGUGUAACUAUGGAGAUACUGUAUCUGAAUUUGGUGUUCUGAAUCAUACUUGAAGUGACAUGUCUGACCAGGCUGGUGAAAACAGCAUGGAAAAAUAAUGGAAAUUGGGAUACUAAAAUGGAUUCUUGCUUUAGGAACUUUCUCAUUAAAAAGCUAAUGGCUGGCAGUGCUUAUUAAGCACUUCCUCAUGA